GUUAGGAAAGUUCAUAAUCGUUCCUUAAUACCGGAAUUACCUUUAAAUCCACUUCCUUAAUGGUUUAGAAUUUUUAAAUGCUCGAUGUACAACUUAACUGCACAGUAAACGUCUUAAACUUAAUCAAUCGUAAGACGUUGACCAGUACGACUCGCCAGGAACAUAGGCCAAUCAAGAUUAAUCUUCUAAUUAGGUUUAGUUUGUUGCCGUUCUGGUUACCCGGGAAAAUAAAAUUUCACUGAUCGAACAAAAUGGCAACAGUUUUUCGAAGCAAACUUCUCAUUUCCAAGCUUCCACCAAGGCUCCUACUGUCUCGAUUCCUAUCCAAUGGAAGUAGCAAUUCGGAUUCUGCUAUUGGGUUUAUUGGACUAGGGAACAUGGGAAGCCCAAUGGCCAAAAAUCUUAUCAAGAGUGGUCAUGAGAUCAUUAUCUAUGAUGCUUCGCGGGAUGUUAUGGAUGAUUUAAAACAGAAUGGUGCUGAGACAGCUCAAAGUCCUGCAGAAGUUGCAUCAAGAUCUAAUAGAAUAAUUACCAUGCUGCCAUCAAGUCCAAAUGUAUUGGAAGUAUACAGUGGAGAAAGUGGAAUACUCAAGGAGGUCCAAGAAAAUUCCUUACUUGUUGACUGUAGUACAAUUGAUCCAGCCAUUGCCAAGGACAUGAGUGAACUUGCAUCUGGAAAAAAAGCAAUGUAUCUGGACUCCCCAGUAUCAGGAGGCAUCACAGCAGCAGCAGCAGGCACACUCACAUUCAUGGUUGGAGGUCAAAGUGAAGGAUUCAAACAGGCAGAACAAAUACUUCAGCACAUGGGCAAGAAUGUUAUACAUACAGGGGCUGUUGGAACUGGUCAAGCUGCCAAGAUCUGCAAUAACAUGUUAUUAGCUGUCAGCAUGAUUGGCACAUCUGAAGCAAUGAACCUGGGAAUGAGUCUUGGUCUGGAUGCCAAGAUGAUAGCUAAAAUCAUCAACAGUAGCUCUGGUCGGUGUUGGUCUAGCGAGCUGUACAACCCUUGCCCAGGAGUUGUUGAGGGUGUCCCAUCUAAUAAUGAUUAUCAAGGAGGAUUUAUGUCAGCUCUCAUGGCAAAGGAUCUUGGUCUUGCACAAAACGCAUCAACAUCAACCAAAACUGCUACACCAAUGGGUUCCUUGGCGCAUCAGAUCUUCAGGAUUAUGUGCAACAAAGGAUAUGGCCAGCUAGACUUUGGAUCUGUUUUCAAAUUUCUUCAAGAUGAAGGUUCCAAAUGAGAUCAAAUUUGAUAAUUUAGGAUAGAGAUAAAACUUUUCUCAAUUAAAUUACACAUUUUGCAACUGUAAAACAUUUCUAAAAGAAUGGCAGUUUUAAAAUUUAGGGAGCUUAAAGUGUUUCAAAAUGACAAUUAAGUGAUCCUCAAAUAGCUUAUUGCCCCAAUGUAAAGUCCUCUUCUCUAGUACCUGUACAUGUCAACUGCUCUUCACAGAGGGCCACUACCCAGACUACCUUCCAAUCCAAAGGUGUAAACAAUCAAUUUAAAAGGUUUACCACUCUUUUCACUGCUACGCGCUGAUCGAGACAACAGUUGCAACAGGGAAAUAGGCCAAUACAUUGCCGCCAACAGAGAAUACAAAGGUACCAACCAAUUUAUUUGAUUGAUGGAAAUGUAUUGCCCAAUUUCCCUGUCAUGACUGUCGUCUCAAUUUGUGCAUAGCAAUGAAAAGAUUAGUAAAACUGUGUGGAAUAUAGUAUAUUUGUCAGUAUCGUUCGUAUGGGUAAUCAUUAAUUUUUUCCCGCAAAGCUACUUGAAAAAGUGUAUUUCAUAUUUAUUGUAAGACAUGCCAACAUUUUCUUGCUUGACAUUAA
Molecule: messenger RNA, 1833 nt
Organism: Actinia tenebrosa (Australian red waratah sea anemone)
Lineage: Eukaryota; Metazoa; Cnidaria; Anthozoa; Actiniaria; Actiniidae
Product: 3-hydroxyisobutyrate dehydrogenase, mitochondrial
Biological process (GO): L-valine catabolic process
Cellular component (GO): mitochondrion
Molecular function (GO): NAD binding; 3-hydroxyisobutyrate dehydrogenase activity; NADP binding
Source: RefSeq, a predicted model, not a curated record